Messenger RNA from Rotaria sp. Silwood2, 234 nucleotides. Lineage: Eukaryota; Metazoa; Rotifera; Eurotatoria; Philodinida; Philodinidae. The record is from the annotation of a GenBank genome assembly.
AUGAUCACAAGAGAUAUGAGUAGAGGAUGGUGUUUACCUUACAAUCGUUUUUAUCAAGAUAAUUUAGUUGCAGAUCAAUACGAUCUUUCAGUUGGUUUUGAUUUAGCUACACAUCGUGGCUAUGAUUCUGAUAAUGAACGUUUUAGUGCUGAUACUGGAAUGUCUUCAAUGACAAUGAAUGGAGAUCUUGUACCUGUUCUUGUUAUGCAUGCUGCAUUUUCUGAAUGGACAUGA